Messenger RNA from Callithrix jacchus (white-tufted-ear marmoset), 1908 nucleotides. It is a transcript of the gene MAPK12, whose product is annotated as mitogen-activated protein kinase 12. Lineage: Eukaryota; Metazoa; Chordata; Mammalia; Primates; Cebidae. Gene Ontology annotation, biological process: MAPK cascade; protein phosphorylation. Gene Ontology annotation, molecular function: ATP binding; MAP kinase activity. The record is from RefSeq and is a predicted model, not a curated record.
GCGGCCGCCUCGGGUUUCCGGAGGGGCCGGAGGGCGGGCGAGGGCGUCACGUGCGCGCGGCCCGCGGGCCGGUUGGUCCCCGGGCGGGGGAGGGGCCGUGCGCUGCCUGGGUCGGGGCUGGGGUCGGGCAGGGGUUGGCACCUGGGACAUCCCUGCGGGAAGAGCCGGGAGCAGGAGCGCCCCAGCGGCGGGCGGGCGGGCGGGCGGACAAGCCGCGCGGAGCGGGCCCGGGGCGCGCGCCGAGGGAGCCCCGCCGAUCCCGGGUUACCGGUCCUGGGGGAACCGCCCGCGGGCUCUGCGGAGUGGGCGGCUCCCGGGCCUGCCAUGAGCUCUCCGCCGCCCGCCCGCAGUGGCUUUUACCGCCAGGAGGUGACCAAGACGGCCUGGGAGGUGCGCGUCGUGUACCGGGACCUGCAGCCCGUGGGCUCGGGCGCCUAUGGCGCGGUGUGCUCCGCGGUGGACAGCCGCACCAGCGCCAAGGUGGCCAUCAAGAAGCUGUACCGGCCCUUCCAGUCCGAGCUGUUCGCCAAGCGCGCCUACCGCGAGCUGCGCCUGCUCAAGCACAUGCGCCACGAGAACGUGAUUGGGCUGCUGGACGUAUUCACUCCUGACGAGACCCUGGAUGACUUCACGGACUUUUAUCUGGUGAUGCCAUUCAUGGGCACUGACCUGGGGAAGCUCAUGAAGCACGAGAAGCUGGGAGAGGACCGGAUCCAGUUCCUCGUGUACCAGAUGCUGAAGGGGCUGAAGUAUAUCCACGCUGCCGGCAUCAUCCACAGAGACCUGAAGCCUGGCAACCUGGCUGUGAAUGAAGACUGUGAGCUGAAGAUCCUGGACUUUGGCCUGGCCAGGCAGGCCGACAGCGAGAUGACUGGGUAUGUGGUGACUCGGUGGUACCGGGCACCUGAGGUCAUCUUGAAUUGGAUGCGAUACACACAGACGGUGGACAUCUGGUCUGUGGGCUGCAUCAUGGCAGAGAUGAUCUCAGGCAAGACACUGUUUAAAGGCAGCGACCACCUGGACCAGCUGAAAGAGAUCAUGAAGGUGACAGGAACGCCUCCAGCUGAGUUUGUGCAGCGGCUGCAAAGCGAUGAGGCCAAGAACUACAUGAAGGGCCUCCCUGAGUUGGAGAAGAAGGAUUUUGCCUCCAUCCUGACCAACGCAAGCCCUCUGGCUGUGAACCUCCUGGAGAAGAUGCUGGUGCUGGACGCGGAGCAGCGGGUGACGGCAGCUGAGGCGCUGGCUCACCCCUACUUUGAGUCCCUGCACGACACGGAAGACGAGCCCCAGGCCCAGAAGUAUGAUGAGUCCUUUGACGAUGUGGACCGCACACUGGAUGAAUGGAAGCGUGUCACUUACAAAGAGGUGCUCAGCUUCAAGCCUCCCCGGCAGCUGGGGGCCAGGGUCUCCAAGGAGACGGCUCUGUGAAGACCUCUGGGCUCUGGGGGUGGCAGUGAGGACCACCUUCACCUUCCACCUGAGAGGGGACCCUCGUUGCCACCUUGACCUUGGCUGGGGCUUGCAUCCCAAGGUAUCCGUCAGAGUGGACCCCAGGUUCAAUGGAUCUUCCUCCCCAAGCCCGUGCCUUUGCUCUUGGGCACCCAUCCUGGAGGAGCACCUGAACUUUAUGGACAGGACCUCUGCCUGACCUGGGAUGGCCUCUGAACCCUGGAGCAGUGGCCCCCUUGCCAGUUGCCUCAGAAACCUCGGAGCUGGUGGGGCUUCAGGUCAGGCCCUGCUCUGGGCCAUGCAGAGGAAGGACAGAGGGUGGGCACAGGGCACCGACUCAGGGACAUCCCCUCUCCUGGGGGGCAUCAGUGGACCUUCCUGUACCCCCAGCCUGGAAUGUCAUUCAGUUGUGUGGCACCCACAUGGCUGGAAGGAAAUAGACCCUUUUGUAGCUCCCUG